GCAGUAGGUGAAACCUUGAAGAAAAAGUGGCUCUGUCUUCAAAAAAGUGACCUGACCUUUGCUUUGGGGAAAGGCUCUAGGGCGGCAGAUAAGGCUGUUGCCAUGGUGAUGAAGGAGAUUCCGAGGGAGGAGUCGGCAGAAGAAAAGCCCCUCCUUACUAUGACAUCACAGCUGGUGAAUGAGCAACAAGAAAGCAGACCCCUUCUGAGCCCCUCCAUUGAUGACUUUCUCUGUGAAACUAAACCAGAAGCUAUUGCAAGGCCUGUAACAUCAAACACUGCAGUAUUAUCAGCAGGUCUGGAUCUUUUGGAUCUUAGUGAACCUGUCUUACAAACCCAAAACAAAGCAAAGAAAUCAGAGAAUCCAUCAAGAAGUGAAGGCUUAAAAGCUUCAACCCACAGAAAGAAGACAGACAAUUCUGACCUUAUCAGUGUGGAUACUGAGCAGAAAGCCCAGACUGUCAGAGUUUCAGACAAGUCUUCACUAGAUUUAGUUCAUAUUCAGACACAGCUGGAGAAAUGGGAUGACGUCAAUUUUCACGGAGACAGGAGUAGCAAGGUCCACCCUUCUACACAGCGAACAUCAUCAUCAUCUAGAGCUGCAUCAAAAGAGCUUUUAUGGUCCACAGAAAACAGAUCACAGUCUGAGCUGAGUAACGUCAAGAGUGCCUUGAACUCUGAUUCAACAUCAGAAUUAGAACUUACACCUGCAACACAG
Molecule: messenger RNA, 717 nt
Organism: Mesitornis unicolor (brown roatelo)
Lineage: Eukaryota; Metazoa; Chordata; Aves; Mesitornithiformes; Mesitornithidae
Product: PEX5-related protein-like
Exons: 6
Source: RefSeq, a predicted model, not a curated record